AAAAAUUGAAUAAUAUCCAGUUCAAGGCAUGUACGUAAUCAAUUGUUUAAAAAUAAUAUAGUCACAUUGUGAUGCGUGCUUUUAUAAGAACAACGUGAGCAAAUAUUAGUUAAUAAAAAUAAAGUUGUAUAGAUGAAAUGUACCACUACUUCGUCUGCGGUCUACAGCAUAAUAAAGGGAAUGAAUUGUUGGAGAGCGAUUUUAAUUGCAAUUCUACUGGUUGGAGUGAAUCAAGUUUUAGUUCAAUGUUCUACAGUAAAUGAAAUAAUUCUCAAACCAAGUUCAAAUGGAUUGGCCAUUGAAGUAAAUCAGAAAGAAGAAAAAAAACUGAAAGGAACAAUCGGAGUUGGCAUAGACUUCACCAAUAUUAAUUGUUACGGACAAGAAUCCUGUCAAGUUGGAGAUGCUGAUUUUUCAGUAAAACAAUCUGAAGACGGAUUUCACAUCAAAUGGGAAACAAAUAAUUUGACGAGUGUUUUUCAAGACUGCUUCGAUUUUGAAGAGGGUGUCCACUGGUAUGGAGGCCCGGAGAGAAAGAAACAAAGCUGGCCCAUAGAGAAAUUGGAAAUUGAAAGUUAUCAGGCGUAUGUACUACAUCAGUUGGAUAAUUUUGCUGUAGCUGAACGUUACUGGUUGAACUCAAAAGGAUUGUAUAUCUAUUUAAAUUCUAAAGUACCUUUGUAUGUUGACCAAAAUAUUUCGAAUAAAAAUAGAGUUUGCUUCAUAGCCAAAUUAGAAGGCCCUUAUAUUAAUAGACAUAAGAAUUUUUUGGAAUAUGAUAUUGUAAUAAAAGAUGAUCCAAGAGAAGCGCACGUACACGCUGUCAAGACGUUUUUGGGAAAACCAUCAGGAUAUCCAGAUGAGCGAAUGAUAACUGAACCCAUCUGGACAACAUGGGCAAAAUACAAAACGAAAAUCAGCGACGAAAUCGUACUUGACUUUGCGAAAGAUAUUAGAGAUAACGGGUAUGAAAAGGGACAAAUAGAAAUUGAUGAUUAUUGGGAGAAAUGCUACGGAGCUCAAGAAUUUACACCAACAACUUUUCCAGACAUAACCAAUACUAUAAAAACUCUAAAAAGUUGGAGCUAUAGGGUCACUUUAUGGAUACAUCCCUUCGUGAAUAGUGACUGUCAAGACAAUUCCAAGAUUGGUUUAGAAAAAGGAUAUUUCGUCCUAGAUCAAAAUGGCAGAGCAAAUGGCAGUUGGUGGAACGGUAAUGACUCAUACCAAAUUGAUUUUACUAAUUCAGAAGCAGCGGAAUGGUGGUCUGCUAGGCUAAAGAAACUUCAACAGAAUCCUGGGAUAGACAGUUUUAAAUUUGAUGCAGGAGAAACUGAUUACAGUCCCCAACCUUCAGUUUACCAUGGUGUGAACCAAGAAGAUGUCCCCAACAUUCUAAGCGAAAGCUAUGUGAGAACCUGUGCUAAAUUUGGCCCUCUUGUAGAAGUUAGAUCGGGUUCCAGAACACAAGACCUGCCAAUAUUCAUUCGAAUGAUCGAUAAAGACUCGAAUUGGGGAGACAGCAACGGAUUGUACACUUUAAUUACUACUCUUUUACAAAUGAAUAUAAAUGGAUACACUUUAGUUUUACCUGAUAUGAUUGGUGGAAAUGGUUACGCUGGAAAAUUGCCCGAUGCUGAACUUCUAGUGCGAUGGACACAGGCUAACACUUUUAUGCCCGCAAUGCAAUUUAGUUAUUUGCCAUGGGAAAUAACAUCAACAAAGUUUAACGUUGCCAAAAUUGUAAAGAAGUUUGUGGACCUUCACGAAAAAUAUGCUGAUCACAUUAUUAGAGCCAUGAAAAACAGCGUUGAGAAGGGUUCACCGGUCAAUCCUCCAAUUUGGUGGAUUGCGCCUAAAGACGUACAAGCCUUGGGAUGUGAUGAUGAGUACUUGGUUGGAGAAGAAAUCCUAGUGGCACCAGUAAUAAAAGAAGGAGCAACUAGCAGGGACGUAUAUUUGCCAGCAGGAAAAUGGGUAGAUGGAAAUAAUGGUGAUAUCUACCAAGGGCCCGUAACAGUUGAUUAUGAUGCUGGAAUAGACAUAUUGCCUUUUUUUAUCCUUAGUCAAUAGGACACAAAAAUAAAUUUAUAUAAAGCCAAUGAAUAAAUGUAUUUUUGAUAUUAUUGUAAUAAUUUAAAAUUGAAAAUAAUAAAUAACCCCAUAAAAUAAG
This is a messenger RNA of Diabrotica virgifera virgifera (western corn rootworm), 2173 nucleotides long. Its product is annotated as myogenesis-regulating glycosidase. The transcript has 13 exons. Gene Ontology annotation, molecular function: hydrolase activity, hydrolyzing O-glycosyl compounds. The record is from RefSeq and is a predicted model, not a curated record. NCBI's taxonomy places the organism in Eukaryota, Metazoa, Arthropoda, Insecta, Coleoptera, Chrysomelidae. Gene Ontology annotation, biological process: carbohydrate metabolic process. Bases 133 to 2073 code for a protein of 646 amino acids.